UGAGCGCAGAGUAUGAGUGUAUGAAUGUAACGCUCGUGGAUCGUUCUUUCAAUUCCCGGUCAGUCUCCGAUGCUGUUCACAACUAUUUGAAGAUAAGCGUGUGUGUAUCUUGAGAUAAAACUUUGAGAGUUGCGGUCAAGCUAUAUGUGACAAACUUGAAAAAAAAUGUUUACUGUCAUGACUACUUGAGUCACAGUUGGCUUCCAAAGUCUGAGAGAGGAGAGAGCGAGAUAAAACGGCACGUUCAGAUCCUUCACGAAGUAUUUGUGACACGCCUCCCGCAGGGAACGGCACCCACGAUUACACAAACGAUUUUUGAACUUCUCACAGCAGUGCUUACGUGAUUCCACGAAUCUCCUCACCUCUACCAAAAUGAACAAAUUCGCUGUGGUAGUGGCAACUCUUCUGUUGGUUGGUGUGGCAGAUGCAGCGAAAAUUCUUGUUCUGAUGCCAGUCCCAGCCAAAAGUCACUUUGGUGCAUAUGCACCUCUUUUCGAGGAAUUGGCAAGAAGAGGCCAUGAGGUGACUGUCGCAAGUCCAUUUCCAAGGAAAACACCGCUUGCUAAUUACACAGAUAUAGUUCUGGAGGAUACGUUUCCGGCAAGAGAUAGCAAAGAGUUUAAUACUUUUGAAAUGCGAGAGGCACCAUUUCCCAUGAUGAUGUAUUUCAUCUUUAAAAUUUGUUCCGAGAGUUGUGAAAAAGUGCUUCAGUUGCCCAAUAUGCAAAAGUUAAUAAAUAGUAAGGAUCUCGAGUUCGACCUAGUACUUUAUGAGCCAUUUUUCACCGAGUGUACAUAUGGGCUUCUUCACAAAUUUAAAGCACCCAAGAUCCAACUCGUACCCAACUCAAUCAUCCCCUGGUCAGGAGACCCCGUUGGGAACCCCAGUACUCUCUCUUAUAUCCCAAUUCUGACCUCUGACACAGGCUCACUAGAUUUUAUGGGCCGAUUUUCUAACUUUAUGCAGAUGUCUUUCUUGGUACUUUUCCGCACAUUUAUUGUUGUUCCAACAAUGGACUCAAUUAUGAGGAAACAUUUUCCUGACCCAACCAUACCUAGUAUAGAUGAACUAGAAACUGACACUGCUUUCCUUUUCCUUCAUAGUCACCCAGCACUCAAUAACCCUCGACCCUUGACACCCAAUACGAUUGAACUAGGAGCCCUUCAUGUGAAAGAAAAGGGGAAGCUUCCUCAGGACCUACAGAAAUUCUUAGAUGAUGCUCCACAUGGAGUGAUUUACUUUAGCUUAGGUUCAAAUGUACGCAGUGUUGAUAUGCCAGAAGCUAAACGCAAUUCUUUCAUCCAAGCAUUCUCUAAGUUGAAACAGAAAGUGUUAUGGAAAUGGGAAGCCGACUCUUUGCCAGGGCAACCCAAAAACGUGCGUCUCGGAAAAUGGCUUCCUCAACACGAUAUCCUAGCUCAUCCUAAUGUGAAGUUAUUUAUAACUCAUGGAGGAUUGAUGAGUACUCAAGAAGCCACGUAUUUUGGUGUUCCUUUGGUAGCAGUUCCUAUCAUGGCAGAUCAGAAAGUGAAUGCGUUACGUGCUGAAAAUUCAGGGUAUGCUGUAGUGUUGGAUGUUCACAAUAUUACCGAAGAAUCCGUGAGCUGGGCCCUUAAUCAAGUUCUCAAUGAACCAAGGUACCGUGAGAAUGCAAAACGCUUAUCUUCAAUCAUAACAGACCAGCCACAGAAGCCAUUGGAGAAGGCUGUUUUCUGGGUAGAAUAUGCGAUUCGUCAUGGAGGCGCUCCUCAUUUGCGUUCUGCAGCGUUGAAGCUGAACCCGCUCCAAUAUUAUUUCUUAGAUGUUAUAGCUGUGCUCGCAUUAAUAGUACUGGCUGUCAUAGUCCUAACAACCUUAUUCGUGCGUGCAGUUGUUAAAACUCAGAGACAGUUGGAAACUCCCAAAGAUCGUGGUUCACGAAAUAUUGGAGGUACAGUUCACAAAAAAACACUG
Messenger RNA from Gryllus bimaculatus (two-spotted cricket), 1953 nucleotides. The record is from the annotation of a GenBank genome assembly. Lineage: Eukaryota; Metazoa; Arthropoda; Insecta; Orthoptera; Gryllidae.